GUAACCUGCUACAUGGUUAUUGAUGCUCAGAGAAUCAUACAGAACAUGGUCUUUUGAUCUCGACACAGGAAUAAGAUUUUGUCGACAGUACAAUUUGCAACUUGCAAUUACAUUGUAAUCACCAAAGCCAAACAAAUGCAGGAUGUAUCUGAAAUAAUGUGUUUUGGAGCCUGCACGUCUUCAAACGGAGUGUGACGUAGCGACGUGCACCAAGGUUUAUUAAAGUAUGAUCGUUGAGAAUGAGCUCAAGUGACCGCACUUGUGAGGAAUAUUGUUCGCGACAUGGAGCAAAUAUGACGCUGUAGUGGUGGUUCGAAAAGUUUGAUGAGUUGUAUUGUCGAAGCAUCGAGUAAUAAUACUGAUAGACAACAGUGGAACUGCGCAGAGUUCGCCUCAGUCGAAGCUGGACAACGACGGGGCAGGCAGAGAGCGACGAAACCGUCGUGGAUUUAUUAUGCCCAAUUUGAACAGUUAUUGCCAAUCGAACCGGUCGGACCCAUGGUGAAGAGAAAGAAAACGUCGCCCACUUCCGAAGAGCAUGAGAUUUGCAUGACACCGGGCUCCAGGGAAGGGAUCGGUGUCGAUGGGACAGCGAAUCCUUCCAGAAAAGCCGACGAUUGCGACGAGGAGGAGAGCGGAGAGCAGGCGACCGAGGAGCGCAGUACAAAGGGAGACGAGCGAGUGGAAAUUCUUAAUCCAGCACCCGCUACUCUCAGCCCCGGUUCGGCUCAACCCGGACCGGGUCUCAGCCAUCAGACCCAGCCGUCGGUGGAGCCCAGCACCCCGUGUCACGACCAACAUCAUUUUCUCCGAUCGAGCGUUCGACCCCCAAGCAAAAGGAUCCGGAAGGAUUCCAUCGGCUCGGCCAUCAACGGCCAUGGCGGGCCCAAAUCGAAAGGAGCGGAGAACGGUUCCUCUUCCCAGGGGGCUGUGGGACAGUCUGGACCCGUGGCUGGCUCUUCGGGAGGAGUCUCCAAGAACGCUAAGGGCCAAGGACCUGCUGAGAAGGAGGAGCAAGCCGGUAAUCAAAAGCGAGCCCGUCGACAGUGGGAGUCUUGGAGCGCAGAGGAUAAAAACAGCUUCUUCGAAGGGCUCUAUGAGCACGGCAAGGAUUUCGAGGCCAUCCAGAACAACAUCGCCAUGAAGUACAAGAAGAGAGGCAAGCCAGCUAACAUGGUGAAAAACAAGGAACAGGUCCGCCACUUCUACUACCGCACGUGGCACAAGAUCUCCAAGCACAUUGACUUUGCCAACGUGUAUACCCGAGUGCUGAAAAAAUCCUCUCAGGAGCUGUAUGGUCUCAUCUGCUAUGCUGAGCUCCGCAAGAAAGUAGGAGGGCUCAUGGAUGACAAGAAUGUCGUCAAGCUGAAUGAACUCAUCCAACAAGGGGCCACCACGGUGCGCUCCAAAGGGAGGAACUUACGAAUUAAAGCCCCCAUGUGCCGUGCACUGAAGAAACUUUGUGACCCGGAUGGAGUAAGUGACGAGGAGGACCAGAAGCCGGUGCGCUUACCCCUGAAGGUGGCGGUGGAGCUUCAGCCACGCAGCAACUAUUCCUGGGCCCGCGUUCAGAGCCUAGCGCACAACCCUCGCCUCAGAAUGGUGGUGGAGCUUCACAGAAAAGUGUCCAGCCUCAUCGAGUAUCUGAAACAGAAGUGGGCGUAUCAUGACCAGAGAAUUAUCAAAAGUCUGAUGGAAAGGGAAGCUUUAGAGGGGACUCAGUGUGACGCCGCUUCUCCGACGAGCAAAGCGCCGCCUGAGGAGCUUUUCCUUUUCCCGGCCGAGAGCAGCUCCCUGACCACACUACCCGGCGUGGCUCGCGUGGUGCACUCCAAGGCCUCGUGCACAGUCCACUGGCAAGAAAGUGGCAAAGCCCGGCCCAAUGCCAAAGAGCUUCCCGCCGCCCAGAUCUUGGGUAUUCACACAGCGCCGCCUUCGCGUACAGGUACAAAAUCCGGACGAGGAAACGCAGCUCCGACUGCUUCGGCGACGACGCCGAGUGACACUUGUCAAACGGAGACCCCGAGCCUUGAGGUCACAUCCGAGGGUUCCGCCAAGGCGGAGGAGAAGAGGCCAUCAUCUCUAUCCGUCCUUGCUCAGCAAGUGGUCAUUCCUCGGGAGGAGGCAAACGGGGGAGGACUUGUUGAGGGGAGCAAAACCUCCACUCCGAGUUUGGAGUCCGGUGGCGGGCAAGCAGGGACCAAAACGACGGAGGCGUCGUUUAGCGGUGCCGACGACUCACUCGAACCGUGCAAGGAAGAGCCGAGCGGGAACCCCGCCUCCUCCUCAGAUGCCAUCCAGACUGCUCCGGCCAAGCUCUGCGCGGUCGUUCCCGAGGACGGGGUGCCGCAGAGCUCGCCCCCUGCGGCGAAAGAGCGAACCGUGGAACAGAUCAGAGGGGAAGGAUGGAACGUCCGCGACGCCGAGAAUGUCACGCUGGCAGAGUUGUACUUAAUGUUCGGAAAGCCUGGCAAGCUGCAGCUGGAGUACGAGUGGCAGGCCAGCUCACGUCCUCACGAAAAAGGCCGAGCGCCGUCGCAGCACAGACCGUACGGGAAACAACGAGUGCUGCGCUGUCUGCUGCGACUGGUCACCACAGAGGUCAACCCCAAACCUUUGGCGCCUGAGCUUUGUUCCACGGCCACAUCGCCCCUCAAGACUCCCCAGGACGAUCAAAACCAGGCCCUCACGCCUCCGGGGAAAGGUCCCAUUCCAGGGGUCCGUAGCCCGGGUUUUGGCCGGCAGCCGGCCUCUGUCCGAGGUGCCAAGUUACACCUGCCAAACGUGGGGGGCUCAGGUGCACGCAACCUUCCCCGCUCUCUGCUGGGCUCAUCGGGGGCAGCGGCCGGCGACUCUGAAGGCAACGUGUUUGCAGUACCCACCACGCUCCCCCCGAACAGUUCCCGCCACAGCCGAAUUUUCUCCCCCAACAAGGAGGCCGAGUUGGCCCUGAGGCAGCAGCUCGACUCCAUCAGUAUGCAGUCGGAUCUUUUCCUCUCACGGCCAAGAAAACCUCGAAACAAACUCCGGAAGCCGCUCGUCGUUCAGCGAACACUCCUACCGCAAAUUACGGGGGACACUUCGCAGCACUUCUGCUCCUUAUCCAUCCUCUCCAACUCCUCCGCCACAGGAACUGGAUCUUUCCGGCCAAUUCAAACCCGGCUUGCCCCCGCCUGCCUCCCUCUACCGUCCAAAGCCUCUUCCUCAGCGGCCUCCGGCUCGGCAGGAGCCAGCCAGCUCUCCAGUGCAAUUGACCUUGCAGCUAAGACUGCGGGUAUCAUUCCAGGAAGUCCUUGCCGGGACCCGGAUUCUCCUGCACCGGUCGCCCCUGCGCCGAUUGUUGAUACUGAACCAGACUCUCAGCUCCUCCAGCACAAUGUCUCAGAGAACGGUCUGCCUCCGCCAUCUCCUGGAGUGACGGGGGGUGGAGACUCGCUCCUCUCUCCACCCAGCGUGGCUUCAUUACUGGACAUCUCUCUGCCGGGCCCCCCUGAGGAAGCUCUGACCCCGGGAGAGAAUCAAACACACAUCAGCGACUCCAUCAUUGAGCUGGCCAUCAAUUCUGCCCACUACGGGGAGGAAGCGGCACUCACUUCAGCUAAACUGAGUAGCGGCGACGGUUCCAAACUGCUGGCCUCGUCCCCUUCCGUCAGCCCGUCCCGGGGCUGGAUCCCUUCGCCCAGCCACGACCCGCAGUGGUAUCCCAGUGACUCAUCCGACUCCACUCUGGGAUGCCUCCUCUCCAGCAUGGUUUCUUCUGAAAAGGGCAGGCGGAGCACCCUCACCCCCUCCGGCCCCUCCAGUGGCACGGCUUUGCUGGGUCCCAGCCUGCUUGACUGCAACUCGCAUGAUUCCUUUCAGUCGCGCGGUCUUCCAGAUGUGGCAGAGAUGGACUCGCAGCUUGCCUGCAUGAUGAGCGAGAGCAGCGUGGACUACAUUGCGCGCUUCAACGACCUGGCUCAGGAGCUCGCCGUGGCCGAGCCUUCGAUUCCGCCCCCCUGAGUGGGAGGCGGGACGGCUCAUUCGACACCAUCUGGACAAAGCAAGUGAGCGCGUUCUACCGGCUACCGAGGAGCAAAAACGACUGCGGAAACAGACCAGUACCGAAAGCCAUCCCUGCUCUGUUUUUAAGUGCAAUAAUUACAUUGUGACGGCCGCAUUGUUCAAAGACAUGUUGGCUGCACUGAACUUUUUGCAACGAGAUGAAAAUGCCCUUUAAAGACUCAUGCGCGAGCAAAACACAACCUCAUGUACAGGAAGUUACUCUGCCAUAUCUGAACAAAAAUAUGUCACUGAUCCUGUGUUUUUUUUCUUCUGUUUUAUGUCAGUCCUCGAAAAUGUGCAAAUCCACCAAAAUGUGCAGUUACACUACUCACAAAAAGUUGAGCAUGUUUGGAUUUGGAUGAAAUUCCAGUACGAACCGAAAAUGCACUCUUAACUUUUACCGUCUUUAGUCUUUUGAAUGCGCAUAUCCCGGCUGUCCGGUUUUCAGGACGAGGAGCCGAAUGUCACAGCAGGUUGCGACGGAAAUGCAGCGAGACUGCAAGUCACAAAAAGGCCUAGAAAUGGAUGUUCGUGAAUUUCAAUGAUAAACUCCUUUUUAGAGAUUAGCAGGUUGAACGUGCGCACUCUAAGUUUAGAGGAGGUGAAAAUUGGAUUUCCGCUGUCAAGGUUGUAGCGCGUUUUGGUUCAUUGUGAAUGUUGACCGGAAGGCUCAGUACCCUUUACAUUUUUGUGAGUAGUGCAUACAUACCGACAAAAGGCGAGAACGCAACACUACAAUCUCGAUCGUGCUCUUGUUGAAGUUGCCUUGUAUUUCUUAACGUUCAUAUCGUCUCCAUCCGUUCCGUUUAAGCAGUUUCGUGAACAUUUACGGCAUGUAUUCCGUUUUUCUUUGAGGUAGGAAGCAAAGUGGCAGCUCGGGCCGUGAGAAAGUUGGAGGAAUAACUCUUCGGUGACUUCAUUUCAAUUUGGUGCUGAAAUAUUUUAAAUCGGUGUAAAUUUCCCGCCUGUUUGUUGAACUUGUAUCUGUGAUAACAAAAUAUUUCGAGCUCCACCGACUGAUCGAAACCUUUUGAAUUUAUUAACCAAGUACACGGAUAUUCAUUCUACUCCGUACAUUUUUUUUUUUUUAAUUGAACAGUAACACUCCUUUUAACUUCCAAUGUGAGUGUGAGCAACGGAUUUACUUUUCGUGACAUAACAUUGGACUGGUUGUGUUGAAGCCAGUUGAAAAGUUGACUGAUACCCAAAGUGAAUGCCUGUGCCAAAGUCACUCCAAAUUGCUACCGCGCAGCUUUUACCCCGGGCUGCUCUUUCGAUGGUGAUGUUGAACAGACACUUUACCCGUUUUGGUGCUCACACAUCU
This is a messenger RNA of Hippocampus comes (tiger tail seahorse), 5368 nucleotides long. It is a transcript of the gene cramp1, whose product is annotated as cramped chromatin regulator homolog 1. Lineage: Eukaryota; Metazoa; Chordata; Actinopteri; Syngnathiformes; Syngnathidae. Gene Ontology annotation, cellular component: nucleus. The record is from RefSeq and is a predicted model, not a curated record. Bases 325 to 4002 code for a protein of 1225 amino acids. Gene Ontology annotation, biological process: pattern specification process. The transcript is spliced from 20 exons. Gene Ontology annotation, molecular function: chromatin binding.